Molecule: messenger RNA, 1708 nt
Organism: Gilbertella persicaria
Lineage: Eukaryota; Fungi; Mucoromycota; Mucoromycetes; Mucorales; Choanephoraceae
Product: kinase-like domain-containing protein
Exons: 7
Coding region: 351-1658 (435 amino acids)
Biological process (GO): regulation of mitotic cell cycle; protein phosphorylation
Cellular component (GO): nucleus
Molecular function (GO): cyclin-dependent protein serine/threonine kinase activity; ATP binding
Source: RefSeq, a predicted model, not a curated record
AAGUGAUACAAGUCAGGAUUUGGUCUGGUAAUGAUAACAAGUCCAUCUUGAAGAAGAAAAGAAAAAAAGAAAAAGAAAAAGGAGGAUGUUGUUUAUUUUGGACAAAGGAAAAAAAAUAGUUUUGUUACACCAGUUAGAAUUCCCUUUUUCCCACUCACUUUCUUGUUCAAAUAAGCUAGAAAAUACACAAUCAUAAGCCUUUUUUAAAUCAUGAUUUUCUGUAUGACAAAUCAUUCGGGAAUCGGCAUGAAGUAGUUGCUAUAGUUAUAAAAUAAAUAAUGGCUUGUGCGCACAAUAAAACAUACGUAAUCAUUUUAUGGUUGGAAACAAGGAGAAAAUAGGAAGGAGGUAUGCCCGUGCGUACAAAGGCCAACAUUCGACACUUUAUAUGGAAACUGAGGCUUAGAUCUGUCAAUCCUCUCCUCCUCCCUUCUUACUUUAGAGUGUGUUACAGUCAUGUUGAAUUCAAGUACCGUACAUUCCUUGUUUCUCUUUUCAGUCUUACUAUGGCUAACGCACCCCCUCCACCCCCUCCAGCUGCUAUACCAACCCGUCAUAUAAAACUCACUACUGUGAAAGGAAAACAUUUAGAUUGUAUAGAAGCUCCUUUCUUUGGCAACUGUAGAGACGUAGAAGAUUUUCAGAAACUCAAUAGAGUAGGGGAAGGCACUUAUGGUGUUGUCUAUCGUGUCAAGGACUCUAGAACAAAACAGAUUGUAGCAUUGAAAAAGAUCCGCAUGGAAAGAGAAACAGACGGUAUGCCAGUCUCCAGUCUGAGAGAGAUCAGUAUUCUGAAACGAAUGAAGCAUCAGAAUAUUGUCAAUGUGACAGAUGUAGCUGUAGGACCACGAUUAGAAUCUAUAUUUCUAGUCAUGGAAUACUGUGAGCAAGAUUUGGGCAGUUUAUUGGACAUGGUAACAACACCGUAUACAGCAUCCGAGAUUAAAUGUUUGAUGCUUCAGUUACUUCGAGGAUUAGAGUAUUGCCAUAGUCAUUCGAUUAUUCAUAGAGAUUUGAAAAUGUCUAAUUUGUUGCUUACUUCUACUGGUUUAUUAAAGAUUGCUGAUUUUGGUUUGGCAAGAACAUUGAGUUUACCUGGUAAACCAAUGACACCCAAUGUUGUUACUUUAUGGUACAGAGCACCUGAAGUGUUAUUUGGAGAUACCAACUAUACAACAGCUGUCGAUUUAUGGUCUGCAGGAUGUAUCAUGGGUGAACUCAUGCAGCACAAACCUUUAUUACCAGGAAACACAGAACAAGCACAACUUGAUUUAAUUGUCAAGUUAUUAGGAGCACCUAAUGAGACUAUCUGGCCAGGAUUCAAUAAAUUGCCUUCUGCCAAAGUACUUGUGAUGCCAAAACAAAGUUAUAGCAACAUAAAAGAAGUAUUUCCUCGAUGGAGUGAACAGACACUCAGUUUGUUUGCCGGGUUGCUUACUUACAAUCCCAAGUCUAGAUUGAAUGUAAAGCAGGCAUUAGUACAUCCUUAUUUCCAAGAAACACCUAGAGCUCAAGAUCCAUCUCUUUUGCCUACCUAUCCCGAAGUUCGCAACCAAUUAGCCGAAAGAGAAAGCAAACGACGAGCUCAUGAAGAAGAGCGUAAAAAGCGAGCACUUAAUGAAGAAAAAGAUCAUACUUCAUUCAAGAAAAGACGAUAAAGAAGUACCAUGUAUGUAUAUAUAUAUAUAUAUAUAUAUAUAUAUAUGUA